GUCGCAUCCUGACUCCCCGUAGCAGUAUGUCCCUGGCCCAUCCCCUUCGUGGUGUCGGUGACGGACGGCCUCUUGCCAUUCUUACCCGGUCCAUCAUACCUGGCGAUCCCAGGCCCGACAUGCCGUCAAGUCCCAUCGAACCGUACAUCCCCAACUUGGCGGCAUCUACACCCAGCGUUCUCUCCAUUUCUCCCAAGAGAGCAGAAGUGGACGACCUUGUACCCAAACCUGACGCUCCUCCUAGACCAGCCAUGCCAGGCAUUCCAAUACCCAAACCAGAAACGUCUCCCAACCCCAGGCUUUUAGCUUCCAUAGCCAGCGACCUCUCCAUCUCUUUUAGGAGAGCCGAGGUGGACGACUUCGUACCC
Messenger RNA from Serpula lacrymans var. lacrymans S7.9, 368 nucleotides. RefSeq lists its product as uncharacterized. NCBI's taxonomy places the organism in Eukaryota, Fungi, Basidiomycota, Agaricomycetes, Boletales, Serpulaceae. The record is from RefSeq and is a predicted model, not a curated record. The transcript has 2 exons. The annotation marks the transcript as partial.